This is a messenger RNA of Chlorella variabilis, 5514 nucleotides long. RefSeq lists its product as hypothetical. The record is from RefSeq and is a predicted model, not a curated record. The coding region runs from base 1 to 5514 and encodes 1837 amino acids. The transcript is spliced from 26 exons. Lineage: Eukaryota; Viridiplantae; Chlorophyta; Trebouxiophyceae; Chlorellales; Chlorellaceae.
AUGGAGCCUGCCGAGGGGCCGGGCCCCGGCGGCGGCCAUGCCCACCCGCACGGCCUCUCCAAGCUCACGGCCGGCACCCGCAAGCUGGCAGCGAGGCUGGGCAUCAAGAAGGACAAGGAGCGCGGCAGCGGCAGUCCAAGGCAGUCAACCUCGCCCGCUGGCGGCAGUCCAAGGCAGCUGCCGGGCUCUCCCGCCACCACCGCCGCCUCCUCCCCCGGCGGCGGCUGGGUCACCGUCGCCCCGCCCUCCCCCCUGGGCACCCCGCUGCCAGACGCGGCCCCGCGUGGCGCGCCGCUGACACCGGCCACGCCUGCGGUGGCAGCUGUGGCGCCACAGCUGGUUGCAGCCUCUCCCCUGGAAGCAGGCCUCGCAGCUCCCGCCUCCCCCAGCCCACUGCACCAAGGCAUGGCAUCCGCCCACCUGCCGCCCGAGGCGGGCCGCCCAGAGAGCCCCGGCAGGCAAGUCGCCCGCGCCCAGCUGCCGCUCCCUGCCGCUCCCUGCAUCAGGCAAUCCAGGACAGACCUGGAGUCGGCUCGCGAGCGCCUGGCCCGCCUGCGCUCUGCGGCGGAGCGCGCCGCUCACGUGGGGGUGCCCAUCGGCGGCGCGCCGGUGCCAGGCCACCACCGUCCCGGCCGGCUGACGGCACGCGCAGAGCAGGAGGCAGAGCCCCCUGGCGCCGCUGCUCCCAGGGAGGCCCCGACUGCUGCCGGCGCGGCCCCCAGCGCCGAGGCGCCGCUGCGGCAGCAGCAGGAGCAGGCGAGGCGCCACGUUGAGGCGGCACCCUACGCCCCAGCCCCUGCUGCCGCCGGCGAGCCUGCCAGCCCGCCCGCACCGGCAGCGACCCCGCCAGCUGCGGCGCGCGAGGCGGCGGCAGCUGAGAUGCGGGAGGAGGAGGGGCUGGCUCUGUUCAAGCCAGCCAGCGAUGAGUCGCGGCGCGGCCGCCUGGCUACAGCUGUCGCCAUGGCAUCGCCCUACCUGGCGCCGCCCCAGACCGGAGCUCCCUCGCCGGCAGAGCAGGCAGCGGCCGCCGCGCAGCCCUUCGCGGCGCCGCCAGAUGGGUGGGAGGCAGCAGCCGAGCGCCCGGUGGCGGCUGUGGGCGGUACCACCGGCCUGACCCACGUCGGCGGCAGGGCCGACCUAACUGCUGCCCACCUGCGUGCGCGCCCAGCUGCUGCGGCGGAGGAAGAGGCAGCAGAGCCUGGCAGGCCAGCGAGCGGCACAGCGGCAGCGGAGGAGGCGCCUGCCGCUGAGGCUGAGGAGCGGGAGCGCCCCCUGUCUCCCACAGACGUGCAGCAGGGGCGGGCGCUGGCUGCCGCCGACGUGGCAGCAGGCCCCAAGGCGGCAGCAGACACGGCCGCCGCCGCUGCUCCAGCUGCCGCCAGCCGAGGGGGUGCCGAGCCGGAGCCCGAGCCCGAGCCCGAGGCAGAGGCGGAGGCAGAGCCGCCGCUGAGCAGGCGGGAGGAGCAGCGUCCUUCUGGCGCCGCCAUUGCCAGUCCGCUGGCAGAGGCGGGGCAGCAGGAGCCGGCGCAGCAGGUCGAGGCCAGGGGUAGCGGCAGCGGCGGGCGUGAGGAAUACAUCAUGGGGCCUGCUCACCAGGAGCGCCAGCCCGCCGGCCCUCAGCCCGCGCCGUCAGAGCCGCUGCUGCCUGCGGGCGCCUUCAACCAGGACCAAGACAUCAGCGUGUACAGCCCGCGCGACCCCAUUGCCUAUGAGAAGAGGGACUCUGUUGUGAGCAAGGCUCUGGAGGUGCUGCCGCCCGGCCCAGCUGCCACCCUGGAGGCGCAGACGGAGGAGGAAGUGGAGCUGGCGCAGUUUGCUGCGGGGGCCUCGCCUGAGAGGCUGGAGAUGGGCCCGUUUGGGGCGCAGGUGGACUCCAGUGUGUUCACUCCCGAGGGGCGCGUGGAGCCCGGGCCUGGGGUCCCGGUCGCGCUUGACCGCCGCACCGAGAGCGAGGCAGUGGUGGUGGAAGAGCUUGCAGAGCAGAUGCAGGCUGCUGGGGGGGCAGGCCAGGUUGGGGAAAGCGCUGCCAGCGGCGAGCCAUCGACCCCAGCACCCCGCCACGGCCGCUACCCCGCCGGCAGCGAAGGCCCCGAGCCGCCUGCCUCGCCGGGCGAGCCUCUGGCUGCUUCCGAGGCUGAGACACCUGGCAGGGCGGGAGGCAGGGAGGAGCGGCAGGUGGUCCUGCCAUCUGAUGCUGAGCUGCAGGAGGCUCUCGAGUCUGCGGUGGUGCCAGGGCAGCAGCCCGAAGAAGAGGGCAGUCAGGCGGCCGCAGCCACAGAGGGGGAGGCAGCGGAGGUGGAGCGGCGCAAGGUGGAGGCCGCAGAGGUGCCUUUCACUCCCGUUGUGGCAGCUGCCGCGGAGGCUGCUGUCAGCAAGGCAGCAGAGGCUGGCGCAGCUGCCAAGGAGACGACAGCUGCUGGGGUGGAGAAGGCAGCCCAGGCCGCGACAGCAGCCAAGGAGGCGGCAACCGGCGCUGCUGCUGGCGCUGCUGAGAAGGUGGCCAGCGCAGCGGCAGCUGCCAGGGUGACUGCGGAGAGGGUUGGACAGGCAGUCAGCAGCGCAGCUGCAGCUGCAGUGGAAAAGACUUCCGGCGCUGCCCAGGCAGCCAAGGACGCUACAGCCACGACUGCAGCCGCCGCUGCCGACAAGGCAGCGGCGGCAAAGGAUGCAGCUGUGGAGGGCACUGCUGGGGCAGCCGAGGUCACGAAAGACACUGCACUCGAGGCAGCGAGCGGCGCGGCAGAGGCAGCCGAGGCCCCACUGGCUGGCAUGGGAACAGAGGAGGCCAGCAGGGAGGGUGUGGAGAGCGGGGCCGCCGAAGCGGUGCCUGAGAUACAGCCUGAGCCUGAGGGUGGCGCCGAGCAGGCCGAGGAGGCUGACAAGCACGGUGGCGGGAUGGCUUCCAGCCUGCUGGGUGUCGCGGCGAGCGCUGUGCAUGCUGUGCAGGAGCAGCUGCACAAUAUGCUGGAGCAUGGCCGCCAGUUGGCAGCAGAGCAGGAUGCCGGCGCCGCAGAUGUGGCAGCCGGCGGCGGCAGCCUGGCUGGCGGCAGCGUGGAGGGUGAGCGGGAGGAGGAACGCGAGGGAGAGGGAGAGGGAGAGGUUCAAGAGCGUUUUGGCGAGGGCGGCCGGCGCUCACCGGUGCUGCCGGUGCCACCUGCGCCCCAGCAGCCGACCAUGAAGGAGGCUGUGGAGCAGGAGCCAGCUGUCAGCACCAGCCUGCUGCAGACUCUGGAGGGGGCGGAGGAGCCUUCCGUCUCUGCCAGCGCACCCGCCGAGGCAGGCAAGAGCCCCGAGCCGCCCGCCCGCAGCCCCGGGCCGUCCAGGGUGCUGCCGGUAGCGGUGACGGAGGCAGGCAAGCCGGCUGCAGCAGAGGCAGCCCGCCAGUCGCUGGCUGUGGAUGCCAGCCUGGCUGCAGAGCAGGAGGUGCCCGAGGUGGGCGCUGCUGAGGUGGCAGGUGAUGAGCUGGCAGGCGCUGAGCUGGCGCAGCCAGAGUCCCUGGAUGCCACCGCGGAGUACCUGGAGCAGCGGGAGGCGGCCAGGGGGGUCCAGGGCCUGCAGGGCCAGGCGGAGGCAGAGGGCGAGGAGCGGCGGGAGGGAGGCAGGAUGCAGCUCAAGGACCUUUCUGGACUGGAGGCGGUGACCAGCCCCCGAGCCGCCGCUGCCGGUGCGGGCGCAGGCGCCGGGGUGGGCGCCGAGGGGGGCGCCCGCCUGGCGGCAGGCUCUCGCGAUGAGCUGGCAUCUGAGCUGUCAGCCUGGUUUGAGGCCGAGGCGGAGCAGGCCGGCAGGGCAGGCGCUCACGCUCGGCCGCCAGGAGCCGGCCAACGGGUGGGUGGCGCCGGGGGUGCUGCAGGUGGCGUGGUGGAGGAAGGUGGGGAGGCGCUGGAGGAGUUUGUGGAAGACCUUGGGCACUAUGGGCACAAGAAGGACGAGCCCCUGCAGCAUACUGAGGCGGCCAGGCCCAGCGACGAGGCCGCUGCCGCAGAGGCGCAGGCGCCCGCCGCUCCCGAGGAGCCUCUGGCUUCCCAGUACAGUAUCGGCGGGCUGAGGGAGCCGCCGCCCUCCCCGACCGUCUCGACCUCUCCCGUGUCUGGCGGGGCGGGCGAUUUUGGCGCUGCCGCAACGCCAGGCGGGCAGGCCCCUGAGGCUGGGACCAGCGCUGCCGGUGGCGGCGGCCCCGGCAAGGUUGCAAGCAGGGGCCCCAGUCGCCUGCAGACGAGCACCACCUUUGGUAGCAGCGUGGCCGGCGAGGAUGUGCCUCCGGUCGGGAGCGCCGUGGAGUGGGUGAGGAUGCACCCUGUGCUGGCGGCGGGGGCAGCGGUCGCGAUCCCGCUGGUGUGGAUGGCUCUCAACAGAGCUGCCACCGCAGCGCUCGGCGACUUUGGCCCCGUGCUGCUCCUGAGUGGCGCCAUCGCUGCCGCCGCCACCGCCAUCGCGUGGCUGGUGCGGUGGGCUGGCGUGCCCGAGAGCGAGCUGGACAUGAUCCAGCAGCAGGCCGCUGCCGCUGCGCAGCUGCCUGGCACCGGCGCCGCUGCCGACACCGCCGGGGCGGGCGCUAAGGAGGAGGAGGCGGCGGCUCUGAUGGAACCUUCGGAGCCUGUCAGCGCAGAGAGCAUCGAGGACUUCCAAGAGGCCGGCGGCGGCGGCCACAGGGGCCUGCUGCAGGCUGCACGUGAGACUGUGGAGGAGGCGACCGAGGGCGCGCUGGCGGCUGUCCAGCCGGGCGGCGAGCAAGUGGGGGAGGUGGUGCAAGAGACGGAGUCUGGGGGCGAGGAGGCGGCGGGGGAGGACCCAGUGGCCUCAGCGCUGCAUGCCGUGGCGGGAGUGGCCAGGGCCGCUGUGCACGGCGUGGAGUCGCUGGCUGACAAGGCCUACCACGUGCUAUCCAAGGAGGCCCCCGGUGCGGACAUAGGCGGGCAGGGCGCGCCGCUCAAGGGCAUUGCUGAGGGUGAGGGCGAGACCCGCGCAGAGGGCAGCGGCGUGCGCGAGAUGGCGCCUGCGCCGCCAGACCAGGCGCCCCACCCGCCGCCGCCGCCCACCUCUCGCCGCGGGCAGGAGGCGGUGAAUGAGACUGGGUAUGAGUCUGACUCGGAGGGGCCUGGGCCUGUGCUGGAGGGCGUGCACCCCGCGCACCAUCCGCCCGCCAGGCAGCGCCGCGGCGGCAGGGACGCCAGCGCGGCUGUGGUGGCGCGGGAGCAGGCGGCGACCUCUCACAGGCAUGCCCAGGAGGAUGCCGCGGUGGAGGCUGAGGGGGGCGAGGGCCAGGCUGUGGAGCCUACCAUUGGUGGCGAGGCCCACCCAGGCCUGCUGACCAGGGCUGCAGAGGCCGGCGGCCAAAUGGCGUCCAGGGCUGCAGGGUCCGUGAAGCACGCCGCCGCCAAGGCCACAGGCACCGCCGAGGAGCAGCAGGCCCCCGGCGAGAGGCUGGAGGAGCUGCAGCGCAGCAUUGCGCAGAUGGAGAGGGAGCGGGCGGGGGAUGUGGAGUUUCAGAGAGCCAGCAAGGAGCUGGGUAUGUAG